Molecule: messenger RNA, 972 nt
Organism: Hyaloperonospora brassicae
Lineage: Eukaryota; Oomycota; Peronosporomycetes; Peronosporales; Peronosporaceae
Source: the annotation of a GenBank genome assembly
AUGUUGCGCCACUUGAUGAGCUAUUCUACCCACUGCUUUGAGACGCCGCUGGCCCUGCACGAGGUCACCGUCUCGCUUUCCAGCCGCUUCAACCGCCGCAUCCACCCGGACGCCAGCGUCGAGCAACAUAAGACACGAGCAUGGAACCAACUUCAACACCAGACCCCUACCCUCUUCAACGCCUCGAAGUUCCGACUUCACAGCUAUGCAAGUGACCAUCACUCUCGCCACGACCAUCACUCUCUCCACGACCAUCACUCUCUCCGCGACCAUCACUCUUUACUGACCUUGCAUUUGGGCCUAACGGACUACGCGUCGUACGUCGGUCUGUGCUGCUCGCCACUGGCUCGAGAGCUACUGGAGGACGGAGUGCGACUGCAUGACGACCGCUUUGCGUUCCUGUCGAGGAAAGUCGGUGUCGCCGCCGUACUCGAGACCAUUGACGGGUACGUGGCGCUCGUCAAGAGGAGUCAGCACGUGGGUCUCUACCAGAACUUGUACGACACGCCUGGAGGCCAUCCCGAGCCGUCCAAGUGUCAGCUGACACCCACAGUGCUGCAGACGCUGGAGGGCGACGAAGACGAUCGUGACAGGCGAGUGGCAGCGGCAGAAGAUGCAGCGCGACGAGAGCUGUUCCAGUCCGUUGCCGACGAAAUCCAUGAGGAAGUGAACGUGGGGCCGCCGCUGCAGCAGCCGCCGCAACUGCUCGGGGUCGUGUUGCAGACGGACGCGUGCACGCCCAGUUUCUCUUUCCACGUGCGGACGUCGUGCUCGGCUCAGGAGCUGAAGGAGCUGUACGAGGCGGGACCGGCAGACAAGUUUGAGUCGGUAGAGCUCGAGCUCUUGUCAGUGGACAAGUUGCUGGCGGAAGGACCGUCCCAGACGCUAGAGAAGCUGCUGCUGACGCCUUCGGCAAAGGGGACGCUCGAGAUAUGGAAGCAGCACAUGCUGCGUGCGAGACGAGAGCAGUAG